Molecule: messenger RNA, 3687 nt
Organism: Bipolaris victoriae FI3
Lineage: Eukaryota; Fungi; Ascomycota; Dothideomycetes; Pleosporales; Pleosporaceae
Exons: 1
Coding region: 1-3687 (1228 amino acids)
Source: RefSeq, a predicted model, not a curated record
AUGAACCGCUGGCUCAACAGGAAGAAGGAUGGCGUCGAAGACGCGCCUGCCGGGAAGAAGGUCAAAAAGGGCAAAAAGGGUCAAGAGGAAGAGGUCAAGCCAGAGUUCGAUCUCAAUGCCGUGCUCCCAAAAGCAGACGACUUCCGCACCAGUCUAAUCCUGCCCGGUCUAUCCACUCGCUUCAGCAUGCUGAGAGAGCAGGAUGACCCUUCAUCCCUCAUUGGCAAAGCAAGCGACGAUAGCGUUCUCCAACCUAAACGUCAGUCCCGCCUCCAUGAGUUUGGUUUCGUUCCUGGUGGCCUCUCAGACAUUGCUGAAGUAUCCUCGCUCAAAGGUUCCCUCCAUCGACCGGCUGCUGCUGACCGCACCGACUCCUUCGACGGUCCCAAAGAAGAAGAUGGCUCCGGCAGUGUCAUGAGCCGAGCGAGACCUGGCGAGGGCAAUGUUCUCUUUGGUGGACGCCAGAAAAUCUACGUCAUUUCAAACACAAACUCAAAGGGCACUGGACGCGCUCUGUACGACGACGAUGUCAACCUGUCAGCGUACCAACGCCUACGACAAGAAGAAAAGGAGCGCAUACGGCAACAGGCAGAAGAGGAGGAAGAGAGUCAGCAUUCGGAGCCCUCCAGCCCCACAGAACUCAGCCGGAAGAGGGAGACUACAUCCUCGACAAACUCUGGCCCAUCCAACACGCGCAUCUCCACCGCUGCAACUUCAAUAGCUUCACAAGGCGCCAACUCGGUUUCCGCCUCCUCUCCCUCCUUGCCCCCUUCCUCGGCUCCUGUAAGCUCUCCAGAUCUGAACCGGUCAACUACCAAGCGACGACUUUAUGACCAAGGCCUGGAUCAGCAAAUCCAAGACCAGCAGUCCUCAGCCAUGAACCGCCUCAAUUCGAUACAGCGAGCGCGCGCGCCCACACUGCGAUCAAACCAGCCUCUCCCCAUAGGCCAAGCACGUUCUGCAACAAAUCUCCACGACCGCUUUGCCAGGGGUCCUGGAUUCCGCUCCGAAAGCCCCGGUCCCACUGGCCACCCGGCCAUGGUUCGAACCAACUCGUCUGGCACAUCAAGCCCUGUUCUUUCGCGGCCACAGUCGCCACCACUGGUAAGCCCAGUGACCAGCGAUUGCAGCGAGGCUCACUCACUCAAUGCUGCGCUUCAACCAAACGAUCGAGGCAAGGCCACUGCUCUGGGCGCCUUCAACAAGCCAAAGGAGGCUUUCAGCGAAGAGCAGUAUGCCGAGCGUUUGCGACAGAUGAACCAAGACAGACAAGCACGCGAGUCACCAGCAUCAGGUCCUGCAAAGUCGAUUUCUCGCAAACCCUCGUUGCGAGAGCGAGCUGAGCAGGAAAGAAGGAAGAGAGCGGAGAGUGACGCAAGAGAGAAGUCCAGACCCGAAUCACCUACAGAGCAAAGCCCAGCUACAAAUGCUUUUUCCAGGUUUCAGGCUGCUGCCAGCCAGAUGAGGAUUGCGGGUCAAGCGGCUGCAAACGUACAGCCAACCCAGAAGCCCCCACAGAAGCCCAAGGACGCAUGUGCCAAAGCUACCUUCUUUACCUCGCCUGACUCGAGCGAUGACGAGCAAGGGCAACAACACGAAGAGCCGGUUUCCAAGCCAGCGACAACUCGUCCUGCGGGGUCCGCCCGUCGGUUUGAAAACCUCCCAGUUGCAACUGGUCCUGCGCCGCCCAUGUUUGAGCACCCUGCACUCCGCUCACGUGCUCCAUCAAAUGAGGAUACUCAAGAAUCAAAUUCCAUCGCUCGUUCUCCCUACCAAGGCGCCGAGUCUCCCGCACUAAACGUCCCAGAUAAUGACUCUCCCACCCUCGGCCCCCAAAACGGUGGACUUAGUGGUCUGAUUCGUCAGCACCUGCGCACCAACAGCAAUGUCUCCUCCACUUAUGGUGAACCAGGUCCGCCUGUCAUGAGCCCACCCAUGGAUUCAACCUUCCGCAAGAACGACUUUGGACUGCAACGCAGACAACUGGAUUCCGAGUCCGAGUCCGUCACGCCUGUGCCAUCAACGUACAGCCAUUCCAACCCAUGGGAUCUCGAUGACAUCGAUGGCCCUUAUCGUGAAGACCGCGGGGCUGCCAAACCAUCAAGUCCUAUUGAGGGAUCAACCAGGAUCAGGCCUCUUAUCAUGAGCACAUCUGAGCACCACACUGGUUCAUCCACGUGGGAUCUCACUCCUCGAAGGAAUCACGAAAGGAUUUCUAGCAACGAGACGGAAGCUGAGCACGAGGCGUUCCAACGAGAUCUUGCCCAGAGACAACGUCUGAUCCAAGAGAGUCUUCGUGCAAAGGCUGAGGGCCGGUCACUGAGCCCUGGGCCUGGUGCCGGACCAUCGGGAGGAUUGAAGAAUGCUCUGAACAUGCUUCGCGCAAAGUCAAACGGCGAAGCAUUUGCCACAGUCGAUGCUUCCAACAAGUCGGUGAGGAAGCUUGCCCUUGGUGCCUCUGCGGUCAAUCUCAGCAGCACUUCGCUUGUGAGCAUGCAAAGUUCUGACGUACCGCCACUGCGAACCAAGCCUUCCCGUGUACUGCAACAGAGCGAGCAGGAUGCUCAGCGUGAGCUCGAGCACAGACAACGCUCAGCAACUGAUAGCAGCCGGACAGGUCGUCCUGUAGGUAGAACACAAGCAGCUUCGACCAGGAGCUCGACUAGAGAACGCUCAAGCUCUGGCACCUCAUCAGGACGUUCCCGGAGCCGUGGAGGUCAUUACCGCGAUGACUUGGACCAGGCCAUGACCGAAGGGUCCCGAGCUGCCUACCCUGCAAACACAUUUCCUUCACUACCUGGAUAUGUAGCACACCCUACACCUCCUCUGCCUGCACCAAAGACUUCAAUGGACUCUGAAGGUCGCUCACGUUCAAGGAGCAACAGCAAAGUUUCUGCCUCUAAUUACUUUGAAUCAAAGCACCUUAACCCCAUCCAGACCAAUCUGACACCAGGUCAGAAUGCACGAUUUGCCCCUCCGCACGGCAAAUUGUCGCCUGGACUACCGAUCUCACCUCGACCUUCACCUGGCGCUUACAGCAACCACAGUGGCCAGGGCUACUCGCACCCUACCUCUCCAAUGCCUCCGUUUUCCAACAGCCACACGCCUCCUGUGUCUAACCCAACAACGCCUAACCCGGCCACGCCUAGUGCUCCCGCCUUCAAUCCAAGCACUGUGCAACCUGUAAACAGACAAGGAAUGUUGCGAAAGAAGUCUGUUGCCAAGGCAGACAUAUCGGACCCCGUCUUCAUUUCCACGACGUCGGUGAUUGACACGAUUGAUCUCCCCCCUGGUGCAUCGCUCAAGAAUGGCAGCGAAUAUGAUGCGCCGCCUGUUCCACCCAUCAACCCCAUGAGGCGACGAUUUGGAUUUGGUCGUGAGGGUCAGGGCUCAGCAGCUUCUGAUCCCGCUGUCCAGCCAGGUAUCGAGGCCCCACGAGCGCCUUUUGCAGAGCCGGUUCGUACCGGUUCAGCUGAUGGUCUGUACGAGCAGGCGCAUCCACCGCCUAGGAAUAUGCUGAGGAAAGCAACGAGCGAAGGCCGAAGUCUGCGUGGAGUAGCACAGGGCCAAAUGGGGCCGUCUCCUCCGGUGCCAUCGAGUGGUUUCCAGGGGCGUAACAACUCACCUCCGCGUCCCAUGAACGCACAACCCCGAGGCCAAGGUUCCGCUGAGGGCGCUAUGUUCUAA